AUGUCUCAGGGAAGAGGCAGUGCAGUUUUUGCCACAACAAUAAUGUUGAGUUUGGUGGUGCUUUUCCAUUUUGAGGUGGCUGAAUCUGCCAGCUACGUCGUUGGAGGUAGCGGUGGUUGGACCUUUAACGUAUCUGGUUGGCCCAAUGGCAAGAAGUUUAAAGCUGGCGACACACUCGUGUUCAACUAUAAAUCGGGGAUCCACAAUGUCGUGGCGGUGAACAAAGGUGGCUAUCAAGGUUGUACCACCCCUCGCGGCGCCAAGGUGUACAAGACCGGAAAAGAUCAGAUAAAACUUGUUAAGGGACAGAAUUUCUUCAUUUGUAAUCUUCCAGGGCACUGUCAAUCUGGAAUGAAGAUAGCCAUCACUGCAAUGUGA
This is a messenger RNA of Fraxinus pennsylvanica, 378 nucleotides long. NCBI's taxonomy places the organism in Eukaryota, Viridiplantae, Streptophyta, Magnoliopsida, Lamiales, Oleaceae. The record is from the annotation of a GenBank genome assembly.